UUAUAAAUACGUCUACAUAAAACAAGCAGUGAAGCUUUGUAAGUUGCACUUUCACAAAGCAGCAAGAAUGAGAUGCAUCAUUUUUACAUUUCCAGUUCUCUUUUUGUCAUUAGAACAAACUGGUAGUGUCUAUGAUGGAAUUAUUGGAGGUCAUGAAGCCAGGCCUCACUCCAAACCAUAUAUGGCUUUCAUUACUUUUUCUCCGACUGCUGACAGUGAAAUAAAAAUGCAAUGUGGUGGAAGUCUGAUACACCCAGAGUUUGUCCUGACUGCAGCACACUGUAAGGGAUUUAACUAUAAAGUCCUUCUUGGGGCACAUGACCUAGAAAAAAUGGAUGGAAAAGAACAAGAAUCCUUUGUGGAAAAAAUAAUUCCGCAUGAAAAUUUUACAAAGGUUAAAAAAGGAGAUGACAUCAUGCUUCUAAAGAUAAUCCCAAGAGCAAAGUUAACUACUGCUACAAAUGUGACACGACUUCCGCAAAGGCAAGAUGAAGAUAUUGUAAAUCACAUUUGCAACGUUGCAGGUUGGGGAUAUAUUGAUAAUGACACACUGGCCACUAAACUUAUGGAAGUUAACUUACACAUAUUAAAUAUGAAUGCCUGUGGAAAAAAUAGUUGUUAUGCUAAGAAUAGAAUAUGUGCUGGAGAUCCGAUUGAUGGAGUCAAAAACAUAUACAGAGGUGAUUCGGGUGGUCCACUAAUCUGCAAUGGAGUGCAAGAAGGAAUUGUAUCCACUACAAAUGGAAAUGGCAAACCACCUGCGAUCUUCACAAGGGUUUCAGCCUACUUAGACUGGAUAGCAAUGAACAUUAAAAAGUUUCAGUAAAUCUUAUCACUUCCUUGACAUAUUUACCAUUUUACAACAGUUUCAAUUACAAAUUCAGAUGUACAAAUAACAUAGCUUACAAAAUAUAUAACCUCAUUAAGGAAAUAUGAGUAUGUUUGAGUAGUAAUAAACUGAGAAAAAGAAACGGAGACCAAAUAAAGAGAGAGAGAAUCCAGUAUUCAUGUUAAGUAUUAGUGAAUUAACUUUUAUGCUUUCCAAAGGACAGCUGGUGUUUCCUGUGAAGUAGGCAUAAUCCAAUUAAAUAACUAUCAGUUUAGCUCAAGUUGAGAAUGCCAUAUGAGUGCAUUCAGACAGCAAAGAACUAUGGUAAAACAGUCACAGUUAUUUAUAUUGAAUACUAGUUAACUUGAAAACUUAUACAUACAGUUUAACUUGAUGUGAUAUUAAGUCAGCUUAAAAGAGUUAAAUUACUUUACACCAAGAUAUUUCUGUGUAUCAGUGCCUGCAUCUAUGUAAAUAUUAAAUGUUUUUAGACCAACUUUUUUAUACCAUGUUAUGAAUGGCAUGUAUGUAAGUACUAACCAAAUAUAGAGUUUUCAUGUUUCCCACAGUCAGAUCCAAGCCAUGUGUGACUCAGUGGAAAGCCUUGCUGUAAAUAUGGUGAGUUCAGCGUGGGGGGCGGGAGUUAAUUUAACUAGCAUGCAGCCAUCUGCAAACAUUACAGCUUCAAUCUGUGCCCAUAUGCACAGCAGUAAGUAAGACUAUCACCCAAGGCCAUUAUUCUAGCUAUGUAUUCCAUUACUUGCAAAAAAAUGAGGAGGAAAUUAAUAACUUUCCCAGUGCCCCCUUUCUACGAGGAAGAUGAACAAGAUAUGCACAUUGGUAAGAAUUCUGGCUAGUGUAUCAUUGUAUAAUGUCUUAACUGAUAUAGUUUAAGAAAUGGGAAAGCAAACAUUUCUAAAAAAAUGUACAAUGGUACUGCCAGGACACAGAAUUACGAUCCUUUUAAAACCAAGAAAAUACAUUAAACAAGAGGUUCAAAGGUUAGUACUAAGCUAAACUACCAUUGUGGGCCACUUUAAGCCUAGCCAAUUAUUCCAUGUGAGAAUCAAACCCCACACUUUGUGUCUAGAAGGUAAACACCUUAACCACUACGCCAACUUCUCUCCUCAAGGCCCCUGUAGUCAUUUUGCUCGAACAGUGUCAUCACUGGCAUAAGAUGGCCCAAACUGGAUCUGCCCAAAACAAAUCACACCUACUAGGUACACAACAAAGCUG
Molecule: messenger RNA, 2065 nt
Organism: Protopterus annectens (West African lungfish)
Lineage: Eukaryota; Metazoa; Chordata; Ceratodontiformes; Protopteridae
Product: granzyme H-like
Exons: 5
Coding region: 68-826 (252 amino acids)
Biological process (GO): proteolysis
Cellular component (GO): intracellular membrane-bounded organelle; cytoplasm
Molecular function (GO): serine-type endopeptidase activity
Source: RefSeq, a predicted model, not a curated record